AUGCUGCACCAACAAACUUUCUAUGUGAUCACAUCAAGUGUGUUCGUCACACUGCCGCUUGCCCAGGCGAAGAUCCUCAGCUGCGCCGAUGUGGAAUGCCCCAUCACGGAAGGAACAACAGCGGCGACAUGUACCGUGGCGGAUAGAACGUACAACGUAGUGGGUGUUGUCAGCCUUGACACUACGACUAAGGGACUUGAGGGCUUCUCCUGGGUCAAAGGCGUGGGCGCAGAGAAUGUGAACGACACCGUGCGUAACUUCAAUCAGAGUUUCUACCUUGGCACACCAAGCGGCUUCGACUUCGGUAGCACCGGAGCAUGCGCGCUGCUUUUCACCCCCGUCAGCGACCUCGUUCGAUCCAAUGAAGACGGCACUGACGGAACCUGUCAAGAUCUCUUGACGGAUUCGUGCAUAGGAAGAGCUAACCUAAUCGUAUCUGCGACAGCCCUCUCUGGAAAUGGCUCUCCUGAGCCCAUCUCAGGCCAGCAAAACAGCACUUCAGACUGCUGGCCAGUUCUGCCAAAGAGCGACGACCUUCGACUGAUUGACUCUGUCACCGCUAUUGGCGACUACAAUGCCUCAUCCGUGAUGGAGAACGUCCUCUUCAGCCUCACCCCGAUCUUAACGGUCUUCUUCCCUGGCAACGGCAGCAGCAACUUGGUCUCCCAGUCCGAAGCAUACUUGACGUGUGUGAGGCCCAUUGAUCUGACGACGGCCAGCAACGCCACCCACAAUGAUGGCAGGGAGAACGUUGCCACUCGCCACCUCGGAGGCAGUGUGCUUGCCUUCUGGGUCGGGCUGGUUAUGGUUUGUUUUGGCUUGUUCGUAUAGUGGCCAGUGGACUUGGCCUGUAGGAUACAACUGGCUCGCUGGAUGACGGAAAGGAGCCUAGGGAAAUCUAAGUGUGAUGACUGGAAUGUAUUUGGCUUGGGAUAAUAGGACGCUGCAGCAAUGCCACCCUAGGAGGGUGUGAAACGGAUGAAUGAACCUACUGUAUGAGAUCAGGUUCUCUAUUGUACAAGGGUUUCCCUCCAGCUGUAGGCCUGGUCUGACUUGCCAUCGUCGAUUGUGAAUAAACAAGAAAUUGUCUCAUCGGCCCUGGUCGGAGUCUUGGGCCAUGAGAUGCCUUCCAAGCCUUCGCUCUAGAUCUCGGUGAAAGGUGCGGCAACCCACGGGAUCUGAUUGGCCGGAGGUCGGCAGAUAAGGACCGUGCUCGGCUUAUCAACCGCCCGAUGCCGCUACCGCCUAAACCUUAUCCCAUCACUGU
Chaetomium strumarium is the source of this 1267-nucleotide messenger RNA. RefSeq lists its product as uncharacterized. NCBI's taxonomy places the organism in Eukaryota, Fungi, Ascomycota, Sordariomycetes, Sordariales, Chaetomiaceae. The record is from RefSeq and is a predicted model, not a curated record. The transcript is spliced from 3 exons. Bases 1 to 831 code for a protein of 276 amino acids.